Molecule: messenger RNA, 2469 nt
Organism: Musa acuminata AAA Group (dessert banana)
Lineage: Eukaryota; Viridiplantae; Streptophyta; Magnoliopsida; Zingiberales; Musaceae
Product: subtilisin-like protease SBT5.3
Exons: 12
Coding region: 1-2397 (798 amino acids)
Biological process (GO): proteolysis
Molecular function (GO): serine-type endopeptidase activity
Source: RefSeq, a predicted model, not a curated record
AUGGACGUGAAAACUAUGUUCCUCAAUGACAACCUCGAGGAAGAGGUGUAUAUGAUACAACCUAAGGGAUUUAUGUCUAAAGAAAGUUUAGAUAAGAAUGCAGUGGUCGCCGGCAAGAAGCCUUAUAUUGUGUACCUUGGUGCACACUCUCAUGGCCCCCAAGCUACUGUAGAAGAUUACGCUCGAGCCACAGACUCUCACUACGAGCUGCUGGGAUCUCUGCUGGGAAGGUACCUAAGAGAGAAGGCUGGGGAAACCAUCUUCUACUCCUACAACAAGCAUAUCAAUGGGUUUGCCGCAACACUGGAAGAAGAAGAAGCGACUCUGAUCAGAGAGCAUCCUGGUGUUUUAUCCGUGUUUGAGAGCAUCAACUACGAGCUGCAGACUACACGGUCAUGGGCCUUCCUUCACGUGGAAGGAGACGACGGUAGUGUGUCGAAUUCGUCCAUUUGGACCGCAGCGAAGUAUGGCAGCGACUCCAUCAUCGCUAAUAUCGACUCCGGUGUGUGGCCUGAGUCGGCGAGCUUCAAAGACGAUGGCUUCGGCGACGUCCCAACGAGGUGGAAAGGAGAGUGCCAAAAAGAUCCGACAGAUGGAGUUACUUGCAACAAGAAACUCAUCGGAGCGAAGUCAUUCUAUCACGGCUUCGAGGCCGCAAACAACGUGACGCUCAAUGUGACGUCCCCGCGCGACCACAACGGGCACGGCACCCACACCCUCUCCACCGCCGCCGGCAACUUCGUCCCCGACGUUGAGGUCCUCGGCAACGCCAAGGGAACGGCCAAGGGCGGCUCCUCGCACGCCCGCGUCGCGGCAUACAAAGUGUGCUGGAACCUGUGCGACGAGCCCAACGCGCCUCCCACCGCCAGCUGCAGUGGUCAGUGCAACGGCGCCGACUUGCUCGCGGCCUUCGACGCCGCCAUCCAAGACGGCGUCGACGUCAUCUCCGUCUCUCUCGGAGGCGGCGCGGGAAGCGUGGAUUACUUCAGCGACAGCUCCGCGAUCGGUGCGUUUCACGCUGUUGCCAAAGGCAUCACCGUGGCGUGCUCAGCCGGCAACAGCGGUCCUUUCCUUUUAGGGGCCGUGAACAACGCCGCCCCCUGGGUGAUCACCGUGGCCGCCAGCACCAUCGACAGGGACUUCAAACAGACCAUUACUUCCACCAACAACAAGCAGAUACAGGGGAGGAGCUUCACGCUGAAAUCUCUUGAUACAGGGAAGAAAUACACAUUGAUCAGAGCUGUCGACGUCAUAGCUGCUAAUGCUUCCGAGGAUGACGCCACGUUGUGCGAGCCGCAUUCCAUCGAUGCUGCAAAGGUGGAGGGCAAGAUCGUCUUGUGCCAGCGUGGUCCUCCGCCGCCUCUACUAGACGACUUCCCUCAGGUGCCUGGCGCCGCCGGAACGAUUGUCAUCGACAACAAUAAACGCGGCGACAACUUCCUGAUGACCGCCUUCAUGGACCAGGCGCAUCUGCUGAUCUCCGAAAAAGAUGGUCAAGCUCUUCAAUCGAACAUCCGUGACUCCAAAUCAAAUGACCUUUCGAUCUCCGGGCCGACGACGGAGCUAAAGACGGGCCGGCAGGCGCCUGCGGUGGCCUACUUCUCUUCUCCUGGACCCAAUUACCAUAACCCACUGAUCACAAAGCCCGACGUCGCUGCACCGGGAGUGAACAUUCUUGCUGCCUACAGUCAAGCUCCAAAGAAAGAUAAGGAUUUUCUCAAUCCUUCCGUUCCUUAUCAUCUGUUAUCUGGCACUUCGAUGGCGUGCCCUCAUGUUGCCGGCGUCGUCGGUCUCCUCAAAACUCUCCAUCCAGAUUGGAGCCCUGCUGCCAUUAAAUCCGCAAUUUUAACUACCGCAACAAUUCUGGACGACGCAGGGAAUCCGAUUAAGAACUUUAUGGGAUCACAAACCGAUCCAUGGAGAUUCGGAGCUGGGAACAUUCAGCCGAACAGUGCGAUGGAUCCGGGUUUGGUGUACGACCUGAAGCCCACCGACUUCUUGGACCUGCUGUGCUCGAUGGGAUAUAACUCAACUCAGCUCGCCCACUUCACCGACCCGCCCUAUGCGUGCCCGAAGCAGAAGAUCGAGGAGCACAACCUGAACUACCCCAUGAUAGCCAUCCGCUACCCCACGACGACGGCGACCGCGACGCGCACCGUGAAGAACGUCGGCCCGCCUGGCACGUACAAGGUGCAGGUCACGCAGCCCGUCGGGAUCACACUGUCGGUGACUCCGUCGAUCCUCGAGUUCAAGAGCGUCGGGGAGGAGAAGACGUACACCGUGGAGGCGAAGCCGAACAAACCCAAUCAGAAACCCAUCAACGUUCUUGGGUACAUCACGUGGUCGGAUGGCACCCGCAACGUGAGAAGCAACAUCAUAGUUCUGGAUCGUUGGUAGCCACGCAUGCACAUACGUUGUCUGCUGCUUUGUAGUUCUUGGUAUAAGCAUCUUCUCUCUCCCAGUAUGUAA